AUGGAGCGGGUGUGGAGACGCGUACAGGGUGCCGGGCGUCGCGGUGCCGCGGCCCGUUGCGGCUGUCCCGUGCAGCCGUGUCAGCUGCACGUGGACCAACGCGCGAAGCGCGGCGGCGGCGGCCGCAAAUCCCGCGGCGGCGGGCCCCAGACCAUCGUCUGCGGCUGCCAGGUACAGCCGUGUCCGGUGCAUCCGGUGCUCAUCAGGAUCCGUCGUACGCGACCGGCCGCCGCUUCUGCCGCCGCGGCCGCGGCCGUCAGCUGCGACUGUCCGCCGGAUUCGCAACCCUGUCCGCAUCUACAGCGAGGAUCGACCGCGCGAAGAAUCAGAAGAUCCGAAUGCACCGAUCGUUCCUGCCGGCACACAUCCUGUGGCACCGGCACUCGUCGCCGAGCGGUCGCGCAAUCCUCAUCCUCCCCCGUCUCCUCGCAGUUGCAGCUGCAGCUGCAGCCGUGCGAAUGCACCGACGAGAGAUUAAACUGCUCCCACACAGGCGGCGGCGAGGCGCCAUGCGAGUGCGAGUGUGGCGAGGAGGCGAAGCCGUGUUCGCACACGGCCAAAACGCGCAGCGUGCGUCGCACGUGCACGGAUUGCAGUUGCACUCAGCCGUGCGGUCACAAACCGCAGUCCGAGGGCCGUAUCAAGCGGGUCAAGUGCCGCGUGAGACGCGCCGGCUGCGCGAUGGCUCGCUGCACCGCCGAGCUCGCGAUGCUGCAUUUGCACUGGGAGCUCGCCGCCGAAUGUGCGCCCUGUAGACCGCGCGCGCUCACGCGACGGCUCUGCAGGAGGCAGCAGAGCGACAACGAGCUCUACCGUAGCAACAGCUUCAAGUUCGAGCGUUUCGAGCGUACCAAGGACGAGUGCGUCACCCCGCUCCGCAAGCAGGUAUCAUUGUGCGAUGAUUAUAGUUUACCCGUCGACUUUGUGAACAAGAGACGUCCUGCAAGCGCCGCAGCUGCAACUUCCACAGUGCAAUGGACGCUGCCAAGUCCGACUGUAGAGAAUGCGGAAGUUGAGGUUGUGGAACAAUACAGCGACCCUAGAGACAGCAAGAGCAAAGCGUACAUCGAACCGGGAGCGGAGUCGUCCCUGCCGACGAUUUACAGCAGAGCAAAUCGCAACUAUUGUCGACCUUACACAGAUCCGUCAGCAUCCGGUUCAUCUUGCGAGGACGACGAAGAGAGGCAGCUUAGUGUCAGAAAACGAAAGAAUAGCGUCUACGCUUCCUCUUCGACUCGUGCCCAGUCGGCGGAUAGGGAUACUUUAACGUCGACCGACGGCCUGCUUGUUGAUUGCGUCGCCCUAGUACACCUCACUGAUCAAUCCCCGACCGAAUCCAGCCAACCGGUUCGUCAUCCGUCGCCGUAUUACUACGGUGAUCUCUUCAAGGUACCGGAGCAACUGUCCAAGUCACAGCCGAACAAGUACCGGAAAAGUGUCAGUCUCGAUGUACCGGGCGAACGUUCGCGUACACCCGGUAUACCGAAGAGGAACUCGGUAGCGGGUGAUGGCGGUUCUUAUUCGUCGCAACCACGGCAUUAUCAGCAACAACAGCAGCCGCCGCCACCGCCGCCGCCUCCGCCGCACUAUCGGAGCCAGGAUCUGGUGAGCCCCACGUCGGGGAGCGAGCAUGCUGUCCCAGCCAGAGGCGAGAUCCUCUCGUCGUGUAUCAUUACCGAGUGGGAUCACACCCUCAUGCCACCUCAUAGACUGCUGAGCCAUGAUUUGCCCGCCACCGUUUGCACGUGCGUCGCAUCGCCCGAGGAGGAGGAGGAUGAGCUAGAACGACGGCAGCCGCAAGUGACGCGGCAUCAGGUGCGCAAACUACGACGUACACGGAGGAUAGAUCCGCAACCGAUACUCGUCGAGGACGAGGACGACGUGGAGGGUGAGGACGAGGGGGAGGAGGAGGAGGAAGAGGACGUGGAGCUCGAGGACGAGGACGAGGAAGGAAUGGCCAGGCAACGCCAUCUCUACGAAACGGCCUUCGAUUGCAAGGUCAAUCGAUCCGACGAUGAUCUCGACGAUCUUGAUCGCAUAACCAAUCAUGCGGUACUACACUCUCAGGUACGGAGCGGCAGUGCUGCGCUGACUAGCAGAACAAGUUCGUCGACAGACACGUCGAAACAGCAACAUGUGCAACCACUUCCUUACACCGGUCAGUCGCAAUCAAGCAAGGACCAUCGACGUAAAGUUGUACUUCUCCGCCCAAAACCGAUUCCGAGCCGCUUACAGCAGCAACAACAGCAGCAGCAGCAAUCAGACAAUAUAUCCACUCUGUCCCAGGAUAUCGAGUCCCUCCAAAUUAAUUCGAGCGAUGAAAAAACGGGAUCGCCGAGAUUACCUGCGCGCGAUUAUACACCAUCGCCGCCAUCAACCGCGCCUUUACCUGCGAAAUUUCACGGAAAUCGAGAUCACCUGCUGCUGAACAUUCGUAGCGCGCCGAAUCUCCCAUCGCAGCCUGAUCAUCCACGCUUGAAGGACAUGAGGCUGCCGGUGAAGUCGUUGCGCGCCAAGGACUCGCCACAGAGCAGCGAGGGCAGCAUUCUCGAGAUCAAGAGUCGGCCGAAGACCUUCGUUCAGGAGAACAUCGACUCUUCGCAGGGUCGUAGAUUCGACAAGGAGCUUAUUCUGGAGUUUAAAGAUAGGCCUCGGGAAGAGCGACAACGACCGCGUAGUCUGAUUCGCGAGAGCAGACCGAUAAUGGAAUUCAAGGGUAGGCCUCACGAGGCGGAGAGCGAUCUCGCGCGACCAGCACGACGAGAGGCCGGUAUCUUGGAAUUCAAGCUGCGCACAUCACGUCGCCGGGUCGGCUACUCUAGUACCGAGAGUAUGGCGACCAGCAGUAGCGGCGGCAGCAUGGAGUCCAUCAGGAGUAGUACCAGCGAAGGCAACCGGUCGACCAGUAGUUCCGAUAGUCGGCACAGCACCAGAUCUUUAAGUUCCCACAGCUCGGAUAGCGGAGGCAGUAACUGUUACCAUCAUCAACAUCAACCGUCGUUGUCGGGUUUUCUGACCCAUCACGCCACCAAGUUACAUAUUCUCUCGCCGAUCUCCGACAAGUCGUCGCAAGAACCGGCCUCGGAGACUUCCGAUAACAAUCGCAACAAUAAUUCGCAGAAGGCCUCACCUGAGGAGAACAUCAUCACGGAGAACAACGUCACCGCGGGUAACAACACAAACGCGGCUAAUACGAACGCGGUCACCUCGCCCAUGGACACAUCCUUCAAGAAGCGGCGAACACCGCAGAAUAAAAAUCUUAUUAAUCUGGCACUACAGUCGUCGUCGUCGGGCGACGCGGAGAUCCAAGGAUCAGAUAGCGGUAUUUCUAUUGAAUCCCGCGCGGGUAUCAAAUGCAAGCCUUUCGGCUUUCACUUGUUGAAGCCGCAGCUAGACAAUAUCAAUCUUGUCGAUAACGAGCCGGAACUAUCGGAUUUGCCCUUCGACAUGCCAAAGCUUCGUAGGAGACGACUGCUAAUGCAACAGGACGCUACUACAUCCGGAAGCGCAACCAGUGUGGACUUGAGGGAUCUGCCUUUCGACAUGCCGAAACUCAGAAAGCGCCUCAGAUGUACUCAGAGCAUCGAAUCCAGCGCAUCUCAAGCGUCGUCAAGCCUUUCAGUGCGCGACGUAGAACCACCUCCUUUAUUUGGCGGCGGUCUGUCGCGCCCAAAGAUGACUCUGAAUCUGGACGCCGGUGGAAAUGCAGCGGGGACAAGCGGAAUUCCAUGUGGUGGUUUAUUGGCACCGAAGAAACCUGGUGGCUUGAGCCUCGGUUUACCACUGGAGAUCAGUACAGCUCGAAUAUCGGCCGAUCUGGUAGAUGUGGAACUUCCUUUGGAGAGACAAGGAUGGUAUCACGGCUCCAUCACGCGCAUCGAGGCGGAAAGUCUCUUGCGAGUUCAUCAAGAAGGAAGCUAUUUGGUGAGAAAUAGCGAAUCAACCAAACAGGAUUAUUCUCUGUCUUUGAAGAGUGCCCGCGGUUUCAUGCACAUGAGAAUCCAGAAGAAUGAGGAAUUAAACGCUUACAUCCUGGGACAAUUCAGCAAACCGUUCGAGAAUAUACCGGAAAUGGUCCGUCAUUUCAGCGUAAAUCGUCUUCCGAUACGCGGUGCCGAACACAUGUGUCUCUUGCAUCCAGUCAUAGUUCAGCUUUUGUAGCGCAUCUAUCGUAGCGCCAUUUAAGGUGCUGUACCUUUUUUGAUAAUCUGCUUUUUUCUCGCCGAAGCGCGCGAUUUGGCAAUGAACGAGCUUGAUACAGUAAACGGAAUGUCGGAAAAUAUUAUUUUUCCGUGCGACAAAAAAGUCUUUCGAAUUGUCGACGAAUGAUACGUGACUUCCUCUGAGAUUCUCCGUAUCAAUUCGUAUUUCGGUUGAACGAAUCGAAUUCCGCACGAAGAGCGUCAGAGAUAAUGGACAAUAAUGGCAUCGACGGGAGAUACCACUCCGUCAUAAAAUGUUACAGGGGAAAGUACGAAUACAGUACAAAAGUAUAAACAGUGACUGAGAGAAGCUACUUAACGGUACACAGUACGAUCGAUCAGGCGUCCGGGUUCGUGCAAUUUACAAAGAGAGAAAUCGGUGUUGAAAUAUGCAUGAAGAAUCUCAAGUUCGCUCCGAAUAAAAAAAAUUUUUCAUGACGUUAUGACAUCGUCUUUUCGAUAAUGAUUUAAUUCCGCAUGUCUAUGCUCGAGUGCAAGCUUCCGUUUUGCAAUAGAAUUAGAAUUGAUAGGGACGAUAUAUAUUAUUCGAUUUCAAAAACAUGAAGAUGGGUGAAUAUGCUUCGUCUUCCUUGAGAACAUCGCGCAAACCUACCUCAUAAGACUCAUGCAUCGCGGCACGACGUAAAGGCAAACGAUUGUUAUCUGAAUGAUCAAAAGUAACGGAAUGUCUCGAAAGGCGAUAUUAUCGAAGAUACAAAUUUGGCGCAAUAAGAUUCACGAGAGAUAAUGAAUUCAGGAUCGACAAUGCGAAAAAGUAUACGCGAGAACGCCUUAUCCGGCUAAUUUUGCCAACUUAUUACAAAGGUUGUUCCUCGAGUUCGCGAUUACGCGGAUUCUAUAAAAGAAACUACUUAGAUGGGAUCAGAAAGCUGCUUACGAAAUGGUAAUUUAAAUAAGAAAGGGAGCGUGGGAGAUAAUGUACGUAUUUAGGUUUAAUGAGAGAUGUAACGAAAGUGUAAAUGGCCAGAAAUGGCGUGAGCUGGAAGCCACAAUAAAGAUAAUCCUAAUAUCUAUUCGAAGGAA
Camponotus floridanus (Florida carpenter ant) is the source of this 5246-nucleotide messenger RNA. RefSeq names its product nucleolar and coiled-body phosphoprotein 1 (gene hwt). Gene Ontology annotation, molecular function: phosphotyrosine residue binding. The transcript has 9 exons. Bases 1 to 4161 code for a protein of 1386 amino acids. Lineage: Eukaryota; Metazoa; Arthropoda; Insecta; Hymenoptera; Formicidae. The record is from RefSeq and is a predicted model, not a curated record.